This is a messenger RNA of Ochotona curzoniae (black-lipped pika), 3018 nucleotides long. It is a transcript of the gene ESPNL, whose product is annotated as espin like. Lineage: Eukaryota; Metazoa; Chordata; Mammalia; Lagomorpha; Ochotonidae. Gene Ontology annotation, cellular component: cytoplasm. The transcript is spliced from 9 exons. The coding region runs from base 1 to 3018 and encodes 1005 amino acids. Gene Ontology annotation, biological process: actin filament bundle assembly. The record is from RefSeq and is a predicted model, not a curated record. Gene Ontology annotation, molecular function: actin filament binding.
AUGGAGGGGCAGCGGGCCCUAGAGGCCGCCCGGGAAGGGGACCUGGCCACCUUAGAGCUGCUGCUGGAGGCUGGAGCCCUCGGCCCAGGCAUCACGGACACCCUGGGGGCCGGCCUGGUGCACCAUGCCUCUCGGGCCGGCCACCUGGACUGCGUUAAGUUCCUGGUGCAGCGGGCCAAACUGCCCGGCACCCAGCGGGCCCACAAUGGGGCCACGCCAGUGCAUGAUGCAGCUGCCACGGGCGGUCUGGCAGAGCUGUGCUGGCUCGUCCGUGAUGGGGGCUGCGGUCUGCAGGACCAGGAUGACUCAGGCGUCUCCCCACUGCACCUGGCCGCCCGCUUCGCACACCCCACGCUAGUGGAGUGGCUACUGCAGGAGGGCCAUUCAGCCACGCUGGAGACUCGGGAGGGUGCCUUGCCACUGCACCAUGCAGCUGCCAGUGGGAACCUGACCUGCCUGAAGCUCCUGGUGGCUGCCCACAGCAGUGGUGUGAACCGGCAGACCCGCAGUGGCGCCUCACCGCUCUACCUGGCCUGCCAGGAGGGCCACCUGCACCUGGCUCAGUUCCUGGUGAAGGACUGCGGGGCUGACGUGCACCUGCGGGCCCUCGACGGCAUGAGCCCACUGCAUGCCGCAGCCGCCCACGGCCACUACUCACUCGUCGUCUGGCUGGUGACAUUCACUGACAGCGGCCUGAUGGCACGGGACAACGAGGGGGCCACCGCCCUGCAUUUUGCCGCUCGUGGUGGCCACACGCCCAUUCUGGACCGGCUGCUGCUCAUGGGUGCUCCCAUCCUGAGAGACUGCUGGGGUGGGACACCCCUCCACGACGCCGCCGAGAACGGGCACCUGGAGUCCUGCCAGACCCUGGUGUCCCAUCACGUGGACCCUUCCCUGCGGGAUGAAGACGGCUACACGGCGGCCGACCUGGCAGAGUACCACGGUCACCGGGACUGUGCCCAGUUCCUGUGGGAGAUGGCCCGGCCGGUGCCCCUGCUGAUGGCACCGCCACCCCCACCAUUCCCCCCUCCUCCACUGUCUGCUGCGAGGCAUUCCCUGGAGGAUGAGAGAAGAGGAGGUACAAGGGUCGGGAGCCCCACCCCAGCAUCUCUCAGCCCGACCUGGCCUGCUCAGCCCCUGCCGAGGGAACAGCCCACCUGCCUGGCCCCGCCGAGGGUCGCCACCAGCAGCCCAGCUUCCUGCAUGGGGCCUGAGAUACCAACACCGGAAGUCCCUGAAGGCCUGGCCCUGCUGCAGCUGGGCGAGCUGCCCCCAGGCGACCUGGACGGGCUGGUGCCCACACAGGACGAGCGUGGCCAGCCCAUCCCCGAGUGGAAACGGCAGGUGAUGGUGCGGAAGCUGCAGGCCCGCCUGGGAGCCGACCUGGAGCCCCAGGCCCAGGACAAUGGCAGCAUGGACGGGAGCCCAGGCCCCACAGCGCGGGCCACCUGGCGGUACUCGCAGACGCACCAGGCCAUCCUGGGCCCCUUCGGGGAGCUGUUAACAGAGGACGACCUGGUCUACCUGGAGAAGCAGAUCGCCGACCUGCAGCUGCGGCGCCGCUGUCAGGAAUACGAGAGCGAGCUGGGCCGGCUGGCGGCCGAGCUGCAGGCCCUGCUGCCGGAGCCCCUGGUCAGCAUCACCGUCAACAGCCACUUCCUGCCCCGGGCGCCAGGCCUGGAGGGGGAGGAGGCCACAACCCCGGCCCCUGUGUCCCAGGGCCCUGCGGAGGCCGCCGAAGCCACACCGGGUGGGCAGCCCCUUCCCGUCUGGUGCAGCCACAUCAGCCGCCUUGUACGCAGCCUGUCCCUGCUGCUGAAGGGUGUGAAUGGGCUAGUGCAGGGUGAGGAGAAGCCAGACCCGGGGGCCCCACCGCACCCCAGCAGGGAGGGGUCAGCCAGCGCCCCUCGCAGCGAGGCCCAGCGUGAGAUCCGGGAGUGGGGCGUGUCAGUGCAGACGCUGCGUGGCAACUUUGAGUUGGUGCCGCUCGGCCCACUGCACACCUGCAGCCCAGGUGCCUGCGAGCGGGGGGCCCAGCCCAGGCAAUGCCCGGGAGGCUGCUGGGCGGCCCCUCCGCAGCCUCACGGUGGGCCCAUGCGAGCAGAGCCACGGGCAGGGGAUGCGGAGGAGGCCAGCGACUCGGGCAUCAGCUGCGAGGAGGCCCCGUGGGAGGCAGGCGCUGGGUCGGGCCCCAACACGGCCAGUCUGCGCAAGGAACGCAUCGUCACGCUCUUCCUGAGCCACUGGAAGAGCUCGGCCUACACGCCGGCCCUCAAGACGGCGGCCUGCAGGACCCUGGAAGCCCGCCGCGCCGGGCCGCGGGGUCCACAGGUGGCCGGAAACCUGCCAGAGCCCCCGCCCCCUGGCGAGGGUCCCCGGCUGGGGCACCUGUGGCAGCAGCGGGGCAUCAUCGCACACUUGCUGGGCACCUGGAAGGCCAUCUUGGCGCGUGUGCCGGCCCGGCAGCUGCGGCGGCUGAGCCGACGGCCCCUUGGGCUCCUGUCCCCGGAGCAGUUCCUGCCCCACGUGGACGGGGCGCCCGUGCCCUACGGCAGCCUCUCGCUGGACCUCUUCAUGCUCGGCUACUUCCAGCUGCUGGAGUGCGACCUGCCAGCCGCGGAGCGCAGGACGCGCCACCUGCUGUGCUUCGAGGUCUUCGAGCACCUGGGCGCCCACGGCUGGGAGGCGGUGCGGGCCUUCCAUAAGGCGGUGACGGAUGAGGUGGCUGCUGGCCGCAGGGCCUGGGCCGAUGGCUUUGAGGACAUCAAAGCCCGCUUCUUUGGCUCCAGCCGGGGGCCGGGCUGGGACAACACGGAUCCCGGCCACAAGUCAGGCCUCAAGGCCCCGGGGCCGCGGCCCUCCUCGGCCGUGCCCGGCCAGGGCCCCGAGCCGGCACAGUGGCCAGCAUCUGACACACCCCAGGGCAGCUUCAACAGCGAGGACAUCUGUGGCUACAUCGACCGGAGCUUCGCCUUCUGGAAGGAGAAGGAGGCUGAGAUGUUCAGCUCUGGGGAGUGA